AUGCUUUCCAACAUCUUGAAAUUAUCCCUCCUCGCCGGCGCCCUCGCCGUUCCGAUUGAAGGCGAGCUCGAAAAGCGCAUCACCUGCCCAAGUGUCCAUAUAUUCGGGGCACGCGAGACCACUGCGUCUGCCGGAUACGGUUCAUCCAGCACAGUCGUCAACGGCCUCCUCAGUGCCUAUUCAGGUUCCACAGAUGAGGCCAUUAACUAUCCUGCAUGUGGUGGACAAGCUUCGUGUGGCAGCGUUAGCUAUUCGAGCUCAGUGGCUCAGGGAAUUGCAGCUGUAGCAUCUGCUGUCAAUUCCUACAACAAACAGUGUCCAUCUACAAAGCUUGUUUUGGUUGGAUAUUCUCAGGGAGGAGAGAUCAUGGACGCUGCUUUGUGCGGUGGUGGUGUUCCCAAUCAGGGAUACACCAACACGGCAGUGCAGCUAUCGAGUUCCGCUGUGAAUAUGGUUAAAGCAGCCAUCUUCAUGGGCGAUCCACUGUUCAAGGCUGGUUUGUCGUAUGAAGUUGGGACCUGUGCUGCUGGAGGCUUCGAUGCUCGUCCUGCCGGGUUCUAUUGCCCAUCAGCUAGUAAGAUUCAGUCUUACUGUGAUGCCUCGGACCCAUACUGCUGCAACGGUAGUAAUGCAGCAACGCACUCUGGCUAUGGCGCUGAGUAUGGAAGUCAGGCUAUUGCUUUUUACCCCACCACGGAAGAGCUCCAAGCUUCUUCCUCCAACAUGGCCGCCCCUCAAAUCCCCAACCUUAACUCCCUCCGACUAGGACGAGGUCGAGGCCGAGGAUCAUCACGCACAGAACCUGGAACUCGGCCUGGAAAAGACCGAAUCGUGCAAGGCACAGACAAUGACGCGAGUGUAUCCCGCCUGAGCGCCGUCGAGCUAGGAUACCUCGAGGAUCCCUAUGCAAAGGCACUGACACCCGUUGGGGCCGCGACGCGGCGACUUCCAAUUAUAAACAGAGGCACCUACGUGCGCACAACCACCAUCGACCAGCUCGUGGCCCGCUUCCUCGGCCCGUAUUCACCUGAAAACAAACAACGAAAACAGAUCAUCUCGCUCGGCGCUGGGUCGGACACACGCGUCUUCAGACUUUUGUCGUCGCGACAAUCCCCAGAUUUCGUUUACCACGAACUUGAUUUCGCGGUCAACACAGCGGGGAAGAUCCGCGCGAUUCGGUCGGCUCCGGAGCUGCAGCGCGCGCUGGGGAUUGAUUCUUCGAGCUUGGCUUCGGAAAAAAAUAAACGGGUUACGGUGUCGGAGGCAGGAGACGCGCUCCAUUCGUCCUCGUACCACGUGCACCCGGUUGAUUUGCGGUCGCUCUCGACAUGUAGCAAUCCCGCUGAAGCUUUGCCGGGUGUUGAAACAAAAUUGCCUACCUUGCUGAUCUCUGAAUGCUGCCUUGUUUAUUUGUCGCCUGCUGAGGCGGAAGGGGUGGUUGGAUUCUUUACGAAUCGGCUUUUUGGUUCUGGGAACACAUCUGGGUCUGAUGAUUCACAUUUUGGACAGAAAGAUGUCGCGCCGCUCGGUUUGAUUCUUUAUGAACCUAUUCGCCCGAAUGAUCCCUUUGGUCAAACCAUGGUGUCGAAUUUGGCAGCGCGAGGAAUUCAGCUCCAGACUCUGCAUAAGUACGCGUCGCUUGAGGCGCAGCGGAGUCGAUUCCGAGAGCAAGGCUUUCGAAGUGGCCAGGCUGCCGGUGAUAUUGAGUUUAUCUGGAAACGUUGGGUCAGCGAAGAAGAAAAGGAGAGAGUUGCUGGGCUGGAGAUGUUGGAUGAAAUGGAGGAGUGGGAGUUGCUCGCACGGCAUUAUUGCAUUGCUUGGGGAUGGAGAGAUCAAGAUGGUAUCCCUGCCUUUGCUGGGUGGAAAGAUCUUGCAUCCCAGCAGGGCGAGUAG
Molecule: messenger RNA, 1893 nt
Organism: Penicillium soppii
Lineage: Eukaryota; Fungi; Ascomycota; Eurotiomycetes; Eurotiales; Aspergillaceae
Gene: ppm1
Product: protein C-terminal leucine carboxyl O-methyltransferase ppm1
Exons: 5
Coding region: 1-1893 (630 amino acids)
Biological process (GO): C-terminal protein methylation
Molecular function (GO): protein C-terminal leucine carboxyl O-methyltransferase activity; hydrolase activity
Source: RefSeq, a predicted model, not a curated record